Messenger RNA from Helicoverpa armigera (cotton bollworm), 1008 nucleotides. RefSeq lists its product as uncharacterized. NCBI's taxonomy places the organism in Eukaryota, Metazoa, Arthropoda, Insecta, Lepidoptera, Noctuidae. Bases 679 to 1008 code for a protein of 109 amino acids. The transcript is spliced from 5 exons. The record is from RefSeq and is a predicted model, not a curated record.
UGCCGGUUUGCGCUGAAGUGCUUUUCGGUGUCUUGUUUGUUUUUCCAGAUUUUUAUCCCUAUUAGUGCUUUAUCCACCUAAGUCCGUUAAGUUGAGCCUCUGCUCCUUCGGCCGUGUCGAUUUUGUGCUUGAGGUGAUCGAAAUCUUGUGAAUUUUGUGCUUGAGAUAGGACUCGUUGACCCGUUUUGUGAUAAUUAAUAUUUAUCAUGUCUAAUAGAAAGUGUUGUGUUCCCGGAUGUACAAAUGGCUUAGGUAAGCAUUUAUCAACAUCCUUAAAACAAAUAGUCGUCAUUUUGUCACGACUCCACUGAAUUCUAACUUGUUACCCUUUUUUUCAGACACUACGGGGUAUUUACAUAAAUUCCCUAAUCCAGAUAAGGAUAGGCAGCUAUUUAAUACAUGGGUCUUUCAUAUUGGUGGUGACAUUUUGCAACUUGAAAAUAACCAUAUUUUCAAAUACCGCCGCGUCUGUAAUGAUCAUUUCGAACCAAAAUAUUGGUGCCGGAAUAACCGACUUGCCAAAGGAGCUGUACCUACAAAAAACAUGCCAGGAUUAUCUUGCUCGAAAUUCAGCAUUGAAAAAGAGCACUAAGACCUCUUCAGAUUUCAGGACCGUCUACAUCAAAAGAACCUGCGCAUCUACAUAUACACUCACAAGGUUCAAUUGAAGAUGUACAAAUGAAAGAGAAUCUUGAUCCUGUCACUUCAGAAUCUCAGUCUGUACACAGUGAUAGACAGCCUCAUAGUGAAGAAGAAAAUGUUGAGGUGGUGAAAGAUCUUGUGCAUCGCAAAGUUAAAUGUGUUAGUAAGAAGGCGGUAAAACAGGUUGCUGUUACGAAAACUGAGCGUGCUCUGUAUCAGAAAAUGCUGCAAGUUGGUGUGAAACUCAGCAAAUGCCGUAGCAAGGUUAAAAAGCAGGCAAUCAAGAUCAAGGCCCUGCAAAAUAUUACUACAAACCCUCAAUUUUUAGAAACUCUAGACAAAAUGUCUAGCACAUCAAAAUUUUAA